Messenger RNA from Cololabis saira (Pacific saury), 1541 nucleotides. It is a transcript of the gene lipib, whose product is annotated as lipase, member Ib. Lineage: Eukaryota; Metazoa; Chordata; Actinopteri; Beloniformes; Belonidae. The transcript is spliced from 10 exons. The record is from RefSeq and is a predicted model, not a curated record. Gene Ontology annotation, biological process: lipid metabolic process. Bases 39 to 1409 code for a protein of 456 amino acids. Gene Ontology annotation, molecular function: carboxylic ester hydrolase activity; lipase activity.
UCUGUCCGGCUCUGGUCUCCUGACUCGGUCGUGGGAAGAUGCCGCCCCGCUGCCUCCUGGGUCUGCUGGGACUCCUGGUCCUCUGCACAGGCCAGGAGGAGCGCCGGACGCAAGAGUCCUGCGACAACUUCACGGACCUGGACCUGUCGCACUGCCUGAUGGGAACCAGCCUGUACGUGCGGCUGCUGCUCUACACCCGCGACAACAUCGACUGCGGCCGCGAGCUGCAGCACCAGCGGCUGUCGGAGCAGCCGCUGCUGGACCUGCGGCGGCCCACCGCCUUCGUCAUCCACGGCUACCGGCCCACCGGGGCGCCGCCCAUCUGGAUCGACCACAUCGUGCAGCUGCUGGCCGAGCAGCAGGACCUCAACGUCAUCGUGGUGGACUGGAACCGCGGCGCCGCCAACUUCAACUACUUCACCGCCGUCACCUACACCAGGGAGGCGGCGCAGAACCUGACGGGCUUCCUGCUCACCAUGCAGGAGGAGGGAGCCUCCCUGAGCUCGGUGCACCUCAUCGGGGUCAGUCUGGGAGCUCACCUGGCCGGGUUCGUGGGGGCCCGGCUGAAGGGGAGGAUCGGCCGCAUCACAGGUCUGGACCCGGCCGGGCCGAUGUUCACCAGCGCUACGCCGGAGGAGAGGCUGGAUCCGUCUGACGCCAUGUUCGUGGACGUCCUUCACACCGACAUGGACUCGUUCGGGCUGAGAGGAGCCCACGGCCACGUCGACUUCUACGCCAACGGCGGCGCCGACCAGCCCGGAUGUCCAAAGACCAUAUUCGCAGGUAAAUCCUACUUCGUGUGCGACCACCAGCGCUCCGUGUUCCUGUACCUGUGCGCGCUGAACCGGACCUGCACCCUGACGGGCUACCCCUGCCCGUCCUACAGCCACUUCCUGGACGGACGCUGCCUGCAGUGCGAGGCCUUCAAGCCGGCGUCCUGCCCCGUGCUGGGGUACGACCUGGGCCCGUGGAGAGACGCUCUCCUGCGACUGGGACAAACCAAAGUGUUCUUCAGCACCACGGCGACGCCGCCCUACAAGAAGCUGAGCUACCGCGUGGACAUGGCCACCUGGAACCAGUACCUGCGCUGGGGCGUGGUCUACAUCCGGCUGCACAGCGGCAGGAACUCCACCGAGGCCCGCGUGGACCAGAAGCUGCUCCGGUUCGAGCAGUACACCUCCACCCGCCUGCUGGCCCAGUUCGACGAGGACCUGCAGAACAUCCAGAAGAUCUCCCUCCGGAUCGGCACCGGCAACAUCAUCGGGCCGCGCUACAAGAUCCGGCUGCUGAGGAUCCGCUUCACGCCGCUGGACGACCCCGGGAGGCCUCUGUUGUGCCGCUUCGACAUCAUCAUGGAGGAGAACAUGGAGGUUUCCUUCCGGCCUCUGCCCUGCAACUCCCGCGACUAACUCGGACCGGACUCUACACUGAACCUGAGAUCCAGCCGGGCCCUGAGAUCCAGCCGGGCCCUGAGAUCCAGCCGGGCCCUGAGAUCCAGCCGGGCCCUGGCCUCCAGGGGGACCAGAACCAGGAGCCUGAUG